Messenger RNA from Aspergillus piperis CBS 112811, 690 nucleotides. RefSeq names its product carbohydrate binding domain-containing protein. Gene Ontology annotation, molecular function: hydrolase activity, acting on glycosyl bonds. Lineage: Eukaryota; Fungi; Ascomycota; Eurotiomycetes; Eurotiales; Aspergillaceae. The transcript has 3 exons. Bases 208 to 690 code for a protein of 160 amino acids. The record is from RefSeq and is a predicted model, not a curated record.
UAUCGACUCAUACAAGGCCUAUAUCACUUUUCAAAAAGCAAUAGACGUGGCUCUAAUUAUUAUCAUAGGUGGCCGAUAACUGAAGGUGGUAGAAAUGACAUCAAUCUGCUGAGGAAACCGGACCAUUAUCCGAACCGAUGAUAGAAGUGAGGGGACAUUAUGCGUGAUUGAACAGAGUAUAUAUUGAAUCCAGCACCGUGAGCCAUAAUGUCAACCUCUGGCUGUAAUAUCCUCUCCAACCCUUCCUUCGAGACAGGCUCUCUAUCGCCAUGGUUCACCACAGCCUCAGAUGUAGCCAGAGCCACGACUGCCACUCCUGCCUACACUGGAAAUUACUCACUCGACCUCACAACUGCCCUCGACAACAGCCCCAAUUCCUUCUCCCAGACCCUGUCUAGUCUCAACCGUAGCACGACUUACGACUUCUCCGUACAAGUCAAGCCCUCCGUGUCCGGGGCAGAGUUUUGCCAUAUUGCCGCGUACCUGGGAUCAAACACAACCAGUGAUACCAUUGCUACCGCUGAUCUCGAACCUAGUGAUCAGUGGACCGCUCUAACCGGGGGGUUCACGGCCAAUUGGUCCGCAGAUGUUCUGACAAUCAGUGCAGCGUGCACGUCGCCUAACAACUCGUAUACUUGGCAGGUGUACUUUGAUGAGGUUGUUGUGGAGAGGAGGCGAUGCAGCGACUGA